Molecule: messenger RNA, 2850 nt
Organism: Thamnophis sirtalis
Lineage: Eukaryota; Metazoa; Chordata; Lepidosauria; Squamata; Natricidae
Source: RefSeq, a predicted model, not a curated record
GGGCUCUUCGCGGGGCUGGGCCGGCUGCGGCGGCUGCACCUGCAGCACAACGCCCUGAGCCGCCUGGAGCCCCCCGGCCUCUUGGCGGGGCUGCCCAGCCUGGCUUUUCUGCAGCUGCAGGGCAACCGGCUGGCGGCGCUGCCCGCGGGGCUCUUCCGGGGGACGCCCCGCCUGGUGGACCUCUCCCUGGCCCACAACCGCCUGCGGGAGCUGCCCGACGGGCUCUUCGGCGACCUCCCCGAGCUCUCAGUCCUCAGCCUCGCCCACAACCGGCUGGACCGCGUGGCUGCCGGGACGUUCCGGGGCCUGGACGGGCUGGGACGGCUGCAGCUGAGCCACAACUGCCUCGCCGUCCUCCCCGCGGCGGCCUUCGCCAACCUCAGCAGCCUGGAGGCCCUGGACCUGGCCCACAACCGGUUGGAGAGCCUGCCCGAGGGGCUCUUCGACGCCAACGAGGCCCUGGCCAGCCUGGCGCUGGAGGGCAACCCCUGGCGCUGCGACUGCCGCCUGGCCCCCCUGGCCGACUGGCUGAGCGAUAUGGACCACCCGCUUGGCGCCCGCGUCUUCUGCCGGGCCCCCGCCCCCUUGGAGGGCAGGGCUCUCCUAGCUGCCAGGGAGGAACAGCUCCUUUGCCCCUGCCAGCCUGGCAGUGCCCGCUGCCCAGGGGAAGCUCCGACUCCCACCAGAGAGACAGGCGGCCUGGACUGGGUUAAAUUAGGACGCUGCAGUGCAGGGAAGGUUGGUGGGCACAGGGAAUACUUUGAAAAAGGCUCAGGGCUGUUGGUCUCUUCCAGCAUGUGGCUCAGGGCCACCAUCCUCCUCCUCCUCCUCUUCCUCCAGACCAGCCAAGGGAACCAGCAGAGUUGCAGUGGCAUUCCGAACGGGAGCUGCCCCUAUCAAGAUGUCUACACCAAGACCCGAGAUAUCACAGAGAUCCCCAAGUCAGUAGCUCCCAUUAUCACCGAAAUGUUCUUUGUGGAGACCAGCAUUGUAGAAAUCAGGCAGGGAGCCUUUGCGAACAUGUCUAACCUAGUGAAAAUUGAAUUUAUAAACAGCAAGAUUAAGAGAGUCGAAGUGGGAGCUUUUGAUCACUUGGGGAAAUUGACGGAUUUGGAAAUAACGGGAGCUGAGUUAGGGGAUCUCCCGGUGGGCACCUUCCGGUCCCUGGAUCGCCUGCGCAAGGUGAACCUGAGGGACUCCCAGAUGAGGAGGGUUGAGAAGGGGCUCUUUGAGGGUCUUGGGGAUUUGGAAGAGCUUUACCUGCAUCGGAAUGAAAUUGCGUCUCUCCCCGAUGGAGUUUUUGACGGGCUCCCUAAACUCUCCUUGUUACAUUUGGCGUCAAACCAGCUCUCCAAUUUCUCACGGGAUGUUUUCCAGCAACUGAGCCAGUUGAAGACUCUCCGAUUGCAGGAUAACCAGAUUGGGAGCCUGGCGGAGGGGACCCUGGACAGCCUGCAGGAGCUGGUGGAGCUGAAUCUUGAGAGCAACAGGCUCCAGGCUCUCCCGCCCAACUUGCUAAGACGGCUGGUCAACCUGGAGAAGAUUUUUCUGGACAAGAACUCGAUUGAAGUUCUCCCAGAGGAGACCUUCCUUGGGCUGAGCAAAGUGAAGCAGCUGAGGGUGGCUUCCAACUGCUUGAAAGCUUUCCCGCCCUUGGGGGCCAUGCGGCUGCUGAAGGAGCUGGACUUGAGCAGGAACAAGAUCUCCUCCCUGGAGCAUUUGACUUCUCUCCCCGCCCUGACGACUCUUAAGCUCCAAGGAAACCUCCUGCAGGCCAUCCCCACCGGUCAGUUUGACCACCUGGGAAAACUCACUUCCCUGCAUCUUGGAGACAAUCCGUGGAGGUGUGACUGCCACCUUCUCUACCUUCACCAGUGGAUAAGCGCUAAUGCCAAAAGAAUCAAGGAUGCCAAAAAGUUAACCUGCAGGAGCCCAGGAGGCCUGGCUGGCAAGAAUGUGAUCUCACUGUCAAAGGACCAGCUGGUCUGUUUAACAACCACACCCGUUUUAGCCACCUUCAAAGCCACCCGGGUGCCCACUUCUUCUCCAUCUGCCACCCCAGCAAGGAGAAGCACAGCUGGGGCUGCAGCUCAGCCCCCCAUGCUGCAGGAGGCCCCCACCACGUCUCAGGCCUCAGCCACCAUUCCUCAGACCCAUCCUGCGAAAAGCACCCAAAUCCUGAUGACCAGCAGCUCCCCCACGAGCACCGAAACCCCAACCUCAAGCUCCCCCCUUGCCCCCCCUCAGAGUUCCACCUCAGCCAGGACAAGUCCUGAAGCCGCAACAUCCACAUGUUCCUCAACCACAAAGAAAGAUACCGUCACUGUCUUUGAGAUUCCUUCCACAACCCAUGAAAUAUUUCCCACGACUUCUCCAGCCAAAAGCAAAGAAGCCACAACUGCCACUGAAUUGCCUUCCACAACACUUCAAGCCACAACUUCCACGACUUCUCCAGCCACAACCAAAGACACCACAACUGCCACUGAAUUGCCUUCCACAACGCUUCAAGCCACAACUUCCACGACUUCUCCAGCCACAACCAAAGACACCACAACUGCCACUGAAUUGCCUUCCACAACGCUUCAAGCCACAACUUCCACGACUUCUCCAGCCACAACCAAAGACACCACAACUGCCACUGAAUUGCCUUCCACAACGCUUCAAGCCACAACUUCCACGACUUCUCCAGCCACAACCAAAGACACCACAACUGCCACUGAAUUGCCUUCCACAACGCUUCAAGCCACAACUUCCACGACUUCUCCAGCCACAACCAAAGACACCACAACUGCCACUGAAUUGCCUUCCACAACGCUUCAAGCCACAACUUCCACGACUUCUCCAUUUUGA